This is a messenger RNA of Hemibagrus wyckioides, 4116 nucleotides long. RefSeq names its product plectin-like. The record is from RefSeq and is a predicted model, not a curated record. Gene Ontology annotation, cellular component: cytoplasm; intermediate filament; perinuclear region of cytoplasm. Gene Ontology annotation, biological process: protein deubiquitination; hemidesmosome assembly; wound healing. Bases 135 to 3404 code for a protein of 1089 amino acids. Gene Ontology annotation, molecular function: cadherin binding; structural constituent of muscle; cysteine-type deubiquitinase activity. The transcript is spliced from 29 exons. NCBI's taxonomy places the organism in Eukaryota, Metazoa, Chordata, Actinopteri, Siluriformes, Bagridae.
UGUGUCAGAGGUUUGAAACGAAAGUAAAACUAUUAGACGCUGUACUAUUCACGAUUUGCGCGUCUGUUCACUUUAAAGGAAUCAUUGGGGCUAAAAAUCAGUACGUGUCUGCUCGAUUCUAACUCAGCUGUAUAAUGGAGUCUUAUCGGAGGCCUUACAGAUACCAAGAAGCAAGAAGUAAUGUACAGGAAAGAAAGCGUUACAAUGGCUUGAGAAAUCAAGGUGCAACCUGCUACCUGAACUCUGUACUGCAGUGUCUCUACAUGACCGAGGACUUCCGAAAAGAAGUAGAAAAUUUUGGACCAGAUCAGAGAAACUCUGAAGAGGAAAUUUUGGUGAAAGAAUUGCAGAAGCUCUUUAAAGAGAUGAAGGAAGGUACUUGUACAACGAAAGGGAUAACUCGAAGUUUGGGCAUCACCAAUGUCUAUGAACAGGAGGAUGUAGUAGAAUACUAUCAGAAAACUUUAAAAGCAAUUGGGCCACAACUUUCCAAGAUAUUUGAAGGGAAAAUAAGCAACAGAACCAAAUGUCUAAAAGGCCACAUAUUUGAAGAGGAGUGUAACUUUUUUACCAUCCCUUUAGCCAUAGAAGGACACCAUGAGGUCUUCAAUGUGGACAAUGGAUUGAAAUCUUUUCUUAAACCAAUAAAAUUAGAUGAAGACAACUGGCUAUACUGUAAAGAUUGCAGACAAAAAAAUGAAACAGAGACUUGGAAUGAAAUCAAGGUCUUUCCUACUAUCCUGACUCUGUACCCAAAGAGGUUUUACUUUGACUAUGACCAGAUGAGACCUGUGAAGAAUCACUGUCCCAUGGAAAUUCCCCCGCAACUUAAGAUAAGUAAUAUGGUCUAUGAGCUUUAUGCAGUUAUUAACCACAUGGGAAAUGAAAGUGGGGGGCACUACAAUGCUGUCAUCAAAUCCUCUGAGGAUGACAUGUGGUACUGUUUUGAUGACACUUCUGUCAGAAAGGAUUCAGAGUACUCUUUCAAACAUUCACAACGGGCUUAUUUGCUCAUGUACAGAAUUGUAGAAGUGGAUAGCCUGAGUCCUGAUGAGAAAUCUACCAAUGAGCUUCAGUUAAACAGGGAGGAGUACCAGAAGCUGGUCACCGAGCUCCUGCAGAUGAUCCAAAAAUCUAUCUCUGAGUUUAAGGAGACCAAGUUACCCACCAAUUAUAAGGAAACCGAGAUCCUUUGCCACAAGUUUCUAGUAUUUAAGAUGACACAUCUGCCAGGAAUUGAGGCUAAAAUACAUACCCUUGAGGUUGCAAUGCAGGCUAGUCAGAUUAAGGUUGCUCUCGAUUACCACCCCAUCAGCGUGGAGAAGGAGUGGUGUGAACUACAAAAAGUCAUAAUUAAGCGAGAGAGACUGCUCAUGGAGUUUGAACAUGUGUACUGUUUCCAUCAUCAACUGGUAAGCCAGUGCAUGGAGUACAGAGUACCCCUAACACAUACUGAGCUGGAUAAUGCCAUGCUUUGCUACAUCCAGGACCUGUUGGUCUGGGUAAAGAAGAAACAGAUGCUCAUACAAAACAUGGAGUGGGGAGCAGAUCUGGGCAUCAGACUACAUCAGUCUAUCAUGGACUUCAAAUUGAACAUUGACCAUGCUCAGGCAGAUGAGAAUCAAUUAACCCCCACCAAUAAACAAGCCUACAGAAAUGACCUGGAUAAGCUGAACUUGCAGUACAACACACUUCUGGAUUAUUGCACCAAUUACAAUGGCACACAGCAUCACAACAACCUGCCUCAAUCACUGAAAAAGGGAGAACAGGAGGAGUCUGUGUGUAAGAGUUACAUUAUUCAAAUUAGGAGCUUAAAGCUGAGGCUUGACAAGUAUGGGUUACACAUAAUCAGCUGCCUCAGGCAGCCAGUGGACAUGUCCAUAAAAGCCUUUCCCCAGGGGACCACUGAGCAAAAGGAAAUGUUGGAGAAUAUAAGGAAAGAAUUAGAUGCAGUGGUUAAGCAGAGUGAAGCAGUACUGACUUCUAUUCAGUGGUCCACCUGGGCAAAUAACCUUCACAACGAGAUAAACCACACCAUGAACGAGCUGGAGCAUGUUUACUCUCUCUUCUCUUGCUACCUGGAAAGGGCAAAGAGUAUUUAUUUAGAAAUAAAUAGCACACAAGGUACUGGAGAUGUUCCCAGAAAAUAUGAGAACCUGCGGUAUGAUUUCCACAAAGUUCCUGCAAAUGAGAAAGAGUUGGAGUCCAACCAAGAACCACUAAAGGAGCUUCAGUUAAACAGGGAGGAGUACCAGAAGCUGGUCACCGAGCUCCUGCAGAUGAUCCAAAAAUCUAUCUCUGAGUUUAAGGAGACCAAGUUACCCACCAAUUAUAAGGAAACCGAGAUCCUUUGCCACAAGUUUCUAGUAUUUAAGAUGACACAUCUGCCAGGAAUUGAGGCUAAAAUACAUACCCUUGAGGUUGCAAUGCAGGCUAGUCAGAUUAAGGUUGCUCUCGAUUACCACCCCAUCAGCGUGGAGAAGGAGUGGUGUGAACUACAAAAAGUCAUAAUUAAGCGAGAGAGACUGCUCAUGGAGUUUGAACAUGUGUACUGUUUCCAUCAUCAACUGGUAAGCCAGUGCAUGGAGUACAGAGUACCCCUAACACAUACUGAGCUGGAUAAUGCCAUGCUUUGCUACAUCCAGGACCUGUUGGUCUGGGUAAAGAAGAAACAGAUGCUCAUACAAAACAUGGAGUGGGGAGCAGAUCUGGGCAUCAGACUACAUCAGUCUAUCAUGGACUUCAAAUUGAACAUUGACCAUGCUCAGGCAGAUGAGAAUCAAUUAACCCCCACCAAUAAACAAGCCUACAGAAAUGACCUGGAUAAGCUGAACUUGCAGUACAACACACUUCUGGAUUAUUGCACCAAUUACAAUGGCACACAGCAUCACAACAACCUGCCUCAAUCACUGAAAAAGGGAGAACAGGAGGAGUCUGUGUGUAAGAGUUACAUUAUUCAAAUUAGGAGCUUAAAGCUGAGGCUUGACAAGUAUGGGUUACACAUAAUCAGCUGCCUCAGGCAGCCAGUGGACAUGUCCAUAAAAGCCUUUCCCCAGGGGACCACUGAGCAAAAGGAAAUGUUGGAGAAUAUAAGGAAAGAAUUAGAUGCAGUGGUUAAGCAGAGUGAAGCAGUACUGACUUCUAUUCAGUGGUCCACCUGGGCAAAUAACCUUCACAGCGAGAUAAACCACACCAUGAACGAGCUGGAGCAUGUUUACUCUCUCUUCUCUUGCUACCUGGAAAGGGCAAAGAGUAUUUAUUUAGAAAUAAAUAGCACACAAGGUACUGGAGAUGUUCCCAGAAAAUAUGAGAACCUGCGGUAUGAUUUCCACAAAGUUCCUGCAAAUGAGAAAGAGUUGGAGUCCAACCAAGAACCACUAAAGGUGCAGUAUAUUCAUAUGUAAUGGCUUGUAGAAAUUACACUGCUCAAAAAAAAAAAAAUUAAAGGAACACUUUUUAAUCAGAGUAUAGCAUCAAGUCAAUUGAACUCAUGGGAUACUGACCUGGUCAUGUAAGUAGCAGAGGGGGUUGUUAAUCAGUUUCAGCUGCUUUGGUGUUAAUGGAAUUAACAACAGGUGCACUAGAUGGGCAAAAAUGAAAUGACCCCCAAAACAGGAAUGGUUUUACAGGUGGAGGCCACUGACAUUUUUUCCCUACUCAUCUUUUCUGACUGUUUUCCACUAGUUUUGAAAAACAGUCAUUUUCAUUGACUGUUUUCAUUGACACUGACCCUAGCAUUUGGCAUUUUAGAAUUGCCACUUUUGGCUCAUUAAAAACACUGUAAUCAAAGCUGCCCCUUCCUUGUCUAAUGAAAGUAUGGUUCCAUGGAGCUUCCAUUCAGGCAAUUCUUGCAUCUGGUGCCCAAAGGAGUGUACUUUGUCUGCAACAAUGUUUAGGUAGGUGGUACAUGUACCAUGUACAGCGUUGCUGUUCACUUGCAGCCUAAUAUAUAUACCCCACCUCUGGACAGGUGCCAUUGUAAAGAGAUAACCACUGUUAUUCAUUUCAACUCUAAGUGGUUUUCAUGUAGUUUAUCAGUGUAUAUUUUACAGAAUAAAUGCAUUCGUUAUUUCACUUAAUUCACACUGCAUUAAGUGUAUACCCAAGUAACUGUGU